Prorocentrum cordatum is the source of this 822-nucleotide messenger RNA. NCBI's taxonomy places the organism in Eukaryota, Dinophyceae, Prorocentrales, Prorocentraceae. The record is from the annotation of a GenBank genome assembly.
AUGUCGGCGUCGUCACUGGGCUACAGGGACGCCGGCUCCGUGCUGCUGUCGAAGGCCGACGCUGAGAGGGGCAGGGCGGACCUGAGGCGGACCGGAGGCCGCGACGAGCCCGCGGUGUUCACCGGAGCGGUCCUCUCCAGAAGGAAGCCUCGCGUGCAGAAGGAUGCGGACGCCGACAAAGACCACGAGGCGGCGGCGCUGACGCUGGACCGCUCGGAGGUCUGGGCGCGGAGGGCGGAGGGGCGCCUGAGGUGGUUGUCCAAAGCCCUAGUCCUUGUCGGCAAGAAGGCUGUGAAGGCGCAGCUGGUCUACGACAUCGUUGCACAUAGGAAGUUCGUCGCGGGCGCGUCCGACAAGACGGGCGAGCGGAUGAGGGCGCUCCUGCUGGCCAACCUGCACGUCUUCAGCGCGAAGCAGCAGAAAUACUUCUCCUCGGAGGCCAACGAGUUCAGCAGCUUCGGGACCAGCGCACCAAAGGACCGGGCGGCGGCGCGGCGGCGGCGCGCCCAGCCGCCAGCCCCACCAGGAGGCGGAGCGCCUCCCGCUCGCGCAGCCGCUGCGGCUCCCCGCCCGCGCCGCCGGCGCCCGCAUCGCCCAGGCCCGAGAGGCGAGCGCCCAGCCGUAGCUCGCCGUCCGCGCCGAGGAGGCGACGGGGCAGCCCCGCGCCUCGGGCGAGGAGGGCGGGCAGCCCCGCCUCCGCAAGGACACGAGCCCCGAGGCCCGCCCCGCCCCGAGCAGCGCGGCCCCGCCGCCGCCGGAGCGGCGAGCGGGCAGCCCCGUGCCGCCCCGCCCGCAGCGCCUCGAGGCCCGCCGCUUGCUUGA